Anopheles marshallii is the source of this 858-nucleotide messenger RNA. RefSeq lists its product as uncharacterized. The transcript has 3 exons. The record is from RefSeq and is a predicted model, not a curated record. Bases 1 to 858 code for a protein of 285 amino acids. Lineage: Eukaryota; Metazoa; Arthropoda; Insecta; Diptera; Culicidae.
AUGUCGCAAGGAUACGGCACGGUCGUGGUCGGAGUGCUGCUGCUGUUGGCGCUCGUCUGUCAGGGUACGGUCGGGGAGCCCGAUCCUGGACCGGCGGGUGCCGGGGCAGCACCGACCAAGCUGGACGACUACGUGCUCAACACCCAGUCCGAGUGCUACAAGUCGAAACGGUUGCUAUCCUGCUUCAAGUAUCGCUUCUCGCGCUACCUUUGGUCGUUCGCGACCGGGCGCAUGAAUUGGUUCGCCGCCGAAAACCAAGCCGUUGAAAACACGGGCGGAUUGAAGCUGGUGCGGUUAAACGAACCGAAGGAGGACGAUGUGUUCCCGGAGGCGCGACAAAUCAGCCCGUAUGAUAGCGAGCUGAUACGUGGCGCUAAGUUCCUGCAGCGAUCCCUCAAUACCUUCAUCGCCAGCCAUGGCGUGCAGGUGGGCAUGGGUGCGGAGAGCGGAGCCCGCUUUCUGGCGGACGAAGAUUUUGAGGCACGCGGCAAGAAGCAGAAACAGCGCAAGUGGAGCCUUAUCCUACCGCUGGCCGUCAUGCUGAAGCUGGUGCACUUGAAGCUGCUGCUCAAACCGAUACUGCUCGGCGUGGGGCUGAUUCAGGUGCUGCUGAUCGCUGGCGGGCUGCUGAUAUUCCACUUCUUCCGCAAUACGAAUAUCUGCAAGAUUCAACCGCACGUCAUUCACGCCCAUUCGCACAUCUCGAGCGAAUCGAGUCCCGAACUUUCCUAUGCCGCGUAUGGAGCGUACCCGUCCUAUUCGGCCUCGCCGUACAAUGCGUACAGCAAGGAUUGGGCCAGCAACAGGGCGUACAGCGGCUACAGCUUCCUCGAUGCCAUUGAUAGCCAUAAAAUCUAG